GCGCGCGCGGGCGACGGCGUCGACGUCGGGUUCGACGUCGGUGCGUUCAUCGACGACGCGUACGCGGAGACGUCGAGGGCGCGGACGGCGGACGGGGGGGAUGGAUGGACGGCGACGCGGGCGAGCGGACGCGUGCGCGGCGCGGCGGGGACGGAUGUUAUUCCCACGGUGACGUACGAGCGGUGGCGAGGGAAAGGCGCGCGUGGGACGAUGCGCGUGGUCGUCGUGCACAUGCACGCCACGGGAUCGAGAAAGGAGGCGGUGGAGGCGCGAUUGCGCGCGUGGACGAGACGCGCGUGGGUGGACGCGGCGGUUUCGUUCGACGCGCCGGGACACGGCGAACGGGCGAUCGAGGGGAGGACGUACGGUGAGGUGUUGGCGCGGGCGUACGCGCACGAUGGGACGCGGGCGUACGGUGAUCGGCCGUACGUGAUCGAUGGGGCGGUGGAUUGUUUGCGGGUGUGUCGAGCGCUGGGCGCGCGAAACGUCUUGUUAACGGGCGAGUCCUUGGGCGGGAUGUACGCCGCGUGCGCCGCGAGCGGCUGGAGCCCGGCGUGGGGGUUCAAAAUCGUCGCGUGUGCGCCCAUGAUUGGGUUCUCAUCUUUCGCGUACGGGCUCGCGAACGACGCGUGGUUGCCUCGCGCGAUGUCGCUGCCGGCGGCGCUCUGGCUUCGCGUGUCCGACGGCGAGCGAGAGGUACCGACGUUAGAGGACGCUCGAAUGUUUUACGCUCGCGUGUGUCCGGAGAUGGUGGCGGGAGAGCGCGACGGAGACGCGCUCCUGCGACGGAUUCGAGCGAACGGUGUGCACUUUUGCGCGGUGAACGGCGCGGACGACGCGCGAAAUCCGUGCGAGGGCGUACGAGAAGCGUUCUCGUGUCUCGUACCCGUUCCCGACGGCGUCGCGCGACCGCGGUGCGUCAUUGUCACUCGGAAAAACGUGGGGCACGAGGACGAUAUGCGCGAUGUUGUCGACACGUUUUUUGCGAACGUUCUCGUCGACUCGCGCGAACCGGCGCGAGAGACAUUCGACGACGAGCGAUGGGAAGUCAUCGCCAACGUCGCCGCUUUCUUCCCUCGAGCAUCGAUUCAUGACAAGUUGAAAUUGUGGGCGAGCGAAGGCGUCGAGUUGGCUUCGUAUCUAAGCGAGGCAGAUCGAGAGUUUCUGUCCAAUCCGGAGGAGACGACGAUGACGACAGAGGGCGUCAAAAAUGUCGAACGCUUGAUCGAGGCGACGAAAUCGAGGCUCGCAGAAAAAUACGUCUCUCCGAACGAAAUCUCUCGUGAUGCAAAGUAUGUUGAACGAGCGCGAGAGCGCGCAUUGGCGGUGAAGGCGUGGGAGGAACACAAAACGCAGGAGAGCGUAGAACAAGAGGCAAAACGCAUCAAGGAAGAGGCGCGGCGCGUGGAGAUGGAGGCAAAGAGACUUGAAGAAGCCAAGCAGAGAGUUCGGGAGCACACGACGAAAGAUUUAAACGCGAAGAUGGAGCAGGCGAAACGCGACGAGCAAGAGCGCGAUCGGAUUGAGAGGGAGAGGAUCGAAGCCGAGGAGGCGCGCAAGGCGAAGGAGCGGGAGCGGAAGGAAAAGGGGCUCGCAAAGGCCCGAGAGCUGUUGGCGAGAAAGAAUUCUGUGAAGGCUGAGCUCAAGUCGAGCGCGACGGCGCGAAUUGCGGCGAAGAAGACGACGGAGACGGAGUCAUUGCUCGAGCGGUUGAGUCGAAUCAAGUCUCGACGCACAGAAGGGGAGCGGUAG
Ostreococcus tauri is the source of this 1752-nucleotide messenger RNA. RefSeq names its product unnamed product. The annotation marks the transcript as partial. The record is from RefSeq and is a predicted model, not a curated record. NCBI's taxonomy places the organism in Eukaryota, Viridiplantae, Chlorophyta, Mamiellophyceae, Mamiellales, Bathycoccaceae. The transcript has a single exon.